Terrapene triunguis (Three-toed box turtle) is the source of this 3685-nucleotide messenger RNA. RefSeq names its product transient receptor potential cation channel subfamily C member 6 (gene TRPC6). Gene Ontology annotation, biological process: calcium ion transmembrane transport; manganese ion transport; regulation of cytosolic calcium ion concentration. NCBI's taxonomy places the organism in Eukaryota, Metazoa, Chordata, Testudines, Emydidae. Gene Ontology annotation, molecular function: inositol 1,4,5 trisphosphate binding; protein binding; store-operated calcium channel activity. The record is from RefSeq and is a predicted model, not a curated record. Gene Ontology annotation, cellular component: membrane; cation channel complex. The transcript has 12 exons. The coding region runs from base 1 to 2697 and encodes 898 amino acids.
AUGAGCCGCGGCCAGCCCUACGCGCCGCGGCCGGGCAGCUCCCCGGCCAGGCCGGGCCGCAGGACGGAGAGCCAGGACUAUCUGCUCCUGGCCUCGGGGUUGUGCGAGGAGAACCCCCUGCCGCCCUACGCCUACUACCCCGUUCGAGGUACUGAGAAUAGGCUAGCACUUCGACGACAGACCAUACUCCGGGAGAAGGGCAGAAGGCUGGCCAAUCGAGGACCAGCGUACAUGUUUAAUGAUCGUUCCACAAGCCUCUCUCUUGAUGAGGAGCGUUUUUUGGAUGCAGCAGAAUAUGGGAAUAUUCCCGUGAUUCGUAAAAUGCUGGAAGAGUGUACUUCACUAAAUGUGAACUGUGUGGACUACAUGGGGCAGAAUGCUUUGCAGCUUGCAGUCGCCAAUGAGCAUCUGGAGAUUAUAGAACUUUUACUGAAGAAGGAGAACCUCUCCCGGGUUGGGGAUGCCUUGCUCUUGGCUAUUAGUAAAGGUUAUAUUCGGAUAGUGGAAGCCAUCCUAAAUCAUCCUGCAUUCGCUGAAGGCAAGAGACUUGCAUUAAGUCCCAGCCAAUCAGAAUUCCAGCAUGAUGACUUUUAUGCAUACGAUGAGGAUGGAACCCGGUUCUCCCAUGAUGUUACCCCAAUCAUUCUGGCUGCUCACUGCCAUGAAUAUGAAAUUGUCCACACCCUUCUGAGAAAAGGUGCUCGCAUUGAAAGGCCACAUGACUAUUUCUGCAAAUGCAGUGAGUGCAGUGAGAAGCAAAAACAUGACUCUUUCAGCCAUUCUAGGUCCAGAAUCAAUGCCUACAAAGGUCUGGCGAGCCCUGCUUACCUCUCCUUAUCCAGUGAAGACCCGGUAAUGACUGCCUUAGAACUUAGCAAUGAGCUGGCUGUGCUUGCAAACAUUGAAAAAGAAUUCAAGAAUGAUUACAAAAAAUUGUCUAUGCAAUGCAAGGAUUUUGUAGUUGGACUCCUCGAUUUGUGCAGAAAUACUGAAGAAGUGGAAGCUAUUUUGAAUGGAGAUGUGGAGAUGAGCCAUAAUAGUGGAGAACAUGGUCGUCCCAGCCUUAGCCGCUUAAAACUUGCCAUUAAGUAUGAAGUCAAAAAAUUUGUAGCACAUCCAAACUGCCAGCAACAACUUCUCUCAAUCUGGUAUGAGAAUCUCUCAGGUUUACGCCAGCAGACCAUGGCAGUGAAGUUUCUAGUUGUUCUUGCAGUUGCAGUAGGGCUGCCAUUCCUGUCAGUGGUUUAUUGGAUUGCUCCAUGCAGCAAGCUGGGGAAGAUAAUGCGUGGACCAUUUAUGAAGUUUGUAGCACACGCAGCCUCUUUCACAAUUUUUCUUGGUCUGCUAGUCAUGAAUGCAUCUGACAGAUUUGAAGGCAUCAAACUCCCACCUAAUGAAACUAGAACAGAUCAUGCAAAACAGCUGUUCAGAAUGAAAACAUCCAGCUUCUCGUGGAUGGAGAUGCUCAUUAUCUCUUGGGUAAUAGGCAUGAUAUGGUCUGAAUGUAAAGAAAUUUGGUCUCAAGGGCCCAAGGAAUAUCUGUUUGAGUUAUGGAAUAUGCUUGAUUUUGGUAUGUUAGCCAUUUUUGCAGCAUCAUUCAUUGCAAGGUUUAUGGCAUUUUGGCAUGCUUCCAGAGCCCAGGGCAUUGUUGAUGCAGAUAAAGAUAUGACGGACUUGGCAACUGCACCAUUGGAUCCCAACACAAAAUACUACACAUUGGCCAGAAUAAACUGGGAUCCAUCUGAUCCACAAAUCAUAUCUGAAGGCCUGUACGCAAUUGCUGUUGUUUUAAGUUUCUCCAGAAUAGCCUACAUUCUCCCAGCCAAUGAAAGCUUUGGACCUCUACAGAUAUCACUUGGCAGAACUGUGAAAGACAUCUUCAAGUUCAUGGUAAUAUUUAUCAUGGUGUUUGUGGCCUUCAUGAUAGGAAUGUUUAAUCUCUAUUCCUACUACCGUGGGGCCAAACAAAACGAAGCAUUCACAACAGUUGAAGAAAGUUUUAAGACAUUGUUCUGGGCUAUAUUUGGACUUUCAGAAGUGAAAUCAGUUGUCAUCAAUUAUAGACACAAAUUUAUUGAGAAUAUUGGUUAUGUCCUUUAUGGAGUCUAUAAUGUUACUAUGGUCAUUGUUUUAUUGAACAUGCUAAUUGCAAUGAUCAACAGCUCUUUCCAGGAGAUUGAGGAUGAUGCUGAUGUGGAAUGGAAGUUUGCUAGGGCUAAACUCUGGUUUUCCUACUUUGAAGAGGGGAGAACUCUUCCUGUACCCUUCAACCUAGUGCCAACUCCAAAAUCUUUGCUUUAUCUCUUACUCAGAAUAAAAAAAUGGAUGUCUAAAGUGUUCCUAUGCCAUAAGAAAGGUUUUCAGGAAGAUGCAGAGAUGAAUAAGCUUGGACAAAGUAAGCAAUCAAGUAUAAGAAGCACAGAUGAUCUCCAUUUAGAUAGCUUAAGUAAUCCUCCACGACAAUACCAGAAGAUAAUGAAGCGUCUCAUUAAAAGAUAUGUACUGAAAGCUCAGAUAGACAAGGAGAGUGAUGAAGUCAAUGAAGGUGAACUGAAGGAAAUUAAACAGGACAUCUCAAGUCUCCGUUAUGAACUUCUUGAGGAAAAAUCUCAGAACACAGAAGACCUGGCAGAACUCAUUAGAAAACUUGGGGAGAAACUUUUGAUUGAGCCCAGAGAGGAAGAAAGGAGGAGUUAACCUAAACAUUUAAACAAUGAACCAAAAAUUCAACAGUCCACUUCAAGCCAUAUUUAUCCUCCCUUAAUUUUUCAAACUAAGUUCACAUUUUUAGAACAGAUCAAGAAAUGAAAUUAUUCCAGUUCUUUAACGAAAAACUGCAGUUGGCUAACCCCUUACAUCUGUGAUUGACAAAAAAUGUCAUUUGAGAAAAGAUAUUUAUUUAUUUUACCCCCUUCCAGAGAAAAAAUUAAUCUUAUAUUACUCAAUGUGCAAUUUCCUUCUUUCCAAAUAUAUCAGCUAAGGCUUGAGUAGACCACGUAUUAAUGAUUAAAACUGUUGGCUCUGUAAAUCUAAAUUCCUCAUAUCUUAACCUCUUAUUAUAUUUUCUAUAGCCUUUCUAUAUUCCUUUCCUAAAUAUACAUAAGUAUAAUUGAAUGAAAUGGAAGAGAAGAAGGCAUAUAAGGCCUGGUCUAAAAACACCCCAAAUCAAAAUCCAUUUAUUUUUCAAAAGAAAAUUUUCCCAAGUAGGGGGAAAAAAACCUUCCUGCUCAAUUUGCAAAUAAAAUUCAAAGCCAUGGAAGUAAUUCAUUUUGAAUAUAUUUCCUUGUGGAGGUUUGUUGUGACAUCAUGUGAGCUGCCUCCUUACCACUCAUCCCACUAUGUUUUCAACAAACCAAUACUGAGCUAUCCUUCCAGGAAGCUGGAUUCCAGUGGGAGUUACUGCACUGAGAAAAGAACACCUUUCACAAAGUUUUAUUGAAAAGCUAUUGUUGAGGUCCGAAGCAAAGACCCCAAUCCAAAUCCGCCUGAACCUUGGAGAAGUUCUGAUCCAUUUCCAGCUUCUGAGCUUCCCCAAUUUCUAUAAUGUCUUGAACCACACCAGCAGCUCUGAACACCCCCAAAUUUUAGAGGAGUUUGCAUCUGGAUCAUUUUGUUGGUUGACAUUUCCAUCUAGGAAGGACCAAACCAAACUCUAAAUGCUAACCUCUCUGAGUUCUUGGAAGCU